Lachancea nothofagi CBS 11611 is the source of this 2358-nucleotide messenger RNA. NCBI's taxonomy places the organism in Eukaryota, Fungi, Ascomycota, Saccharomycetes, Saccharomycetales, Saccharomycetaceae. The record is from the annotation of a GenBank genome assembly.
AUGCCACCUUGGUCGUUCGGAUACGCUCCAGUCGAGCAAGACGAUCAAGAGGAAUUGAAUGAGAGUGGUAUUGUAGGUACUGAGAGUUCAAAUGAAGCCGAAAUACCACAGAACCCUCCAGAAUAUCAGGAAGGUGAGGAUGAAGGCGUUGCCAGCACUAUGGUGCCGUUUGAAUUUGAAGAAACUGACAGUUCGAAUAAGGUAGGGAAAGUUGAGCAGUUGAAGCAAAAUUUCAAGCAAUAUGUGGUGACUCCCGUCCGUGAACGAGUUGCGGAUCCGUUGGCGAUGCUCAUUUCAAUGGCUUCCCAUAAGGUUGACUACUACCUCAGCAAAGUUGGUAACCCGCUCAUUCUACGGCGAUUUGUUUAUGUGCUGUUUAUUUCAGCCUUCAUCUACUACGUUUCAUCCAGUGGGCUCAUGCCUAACGCAAGGACUUCGGGGAGUCGAGGAAUGUUCUCGGAUAAAGAGCAACUGAUGAGCUAUGCCAAGCGUGCGUUAGAUCUCUCCAAGAUGGAAAAGGAUCUGGAGUUUCUUAGCAGUAUGCCACAUAUGGCCGGGACGUCAGGCGACCUUGCGUUGGCCCAGUACAUAAUGGAGGCGUUUGAUAAUAAUGGGCUGCGGGAAGCGAGUUACGGUGGCUUUGAAAGUUACUUAAACUACCCAGGAAAGUCAAAUCUAAUAGCGCACUCUUCGCAAGGACAGAGUCUCGAAUUGAACCUUACGGACGAAAACUUCAAUCCGCUAAGUGCUAAAGGUGAAAUUAUCGGUGCGCAACUAAUGUAUGCCCAUUUUGGCUCUCAAGAGGACUUUCAGUUGCUUGCCGAUAAUGAUUUGAUUAACGAGAAAACAAUUGUGCUACUGCGUUAUGAUUCAAAUCCAGGGGAACAGGUUUACAGAGCCCAAGAUUUUGGUUUCAAAGGCGUCAUUUUCAUUUCUGACGGUUACGGUGAAAGCGAAAUCGACAGUAUUCAACAAAUGUCAGUCCAUAACUUUCGCUAUAGUAUGGGUGAUCCACUAACGCCUGGCUGGUCUGCAUUUUUAGGCGCUAAAAUUACUAUAGAUGAGUCACCGAUAAUUCCCAAAAUACCUAGCAUACCGAUAUCUAGAAGGCAAGCUGAAAAUCUUCGAGGCCUAUUUUCAAACGACCAAGGGGUGCAGUUUGAUGACGGAUGGUAUAGUGGUGGUGCUGGUGAUGUUACAGUUGACUUUUUAUUGAGUCCUGUGGAGAGAUCUGAACACAUAACAUGGAAUGCUGUCGGGAUAAUUGAGGGCAGAGAACAAAAUGACAAGGGCAUUGUUAUUUGUUCUGCAAGAGACUCCUCGUGCACUGGAUGUACAUAUCCCAAUUACGGAACUGCUGCGCUUUUAUCCUUAGCUCAGUUGUUUCAACAAGCCAAAUAUAAAUACGAUUGGAAACCACUUCGAAAUAUUCACUUCAUGUCAUACGAUGCCUCUGAGUUCGGACAUGCAGGUGUUACUGAGCUUUUGGAAGCACAGCUUCCCAAGUUUCAAAACGAAAUCUAUUCCGUCGUGGACAUAAGUCAGUUGGGUAUCGACCCCGAUUCUCAGAAACUUGACAUCCAAACUAAUCCUCUGUUGUUCGAGCUUUUUAAGGACGAAGAACUAAAAAUGGGGUUUGAAACAGAUGUCAGAAACGUGCAGCAAUUCGGCGACUGGAGCGCUUAUUUGGCCAAAAACAUACCGGUAACAAUCAUCUCUGCGCCUCAUAUUUUAGAGCGGAAGUACCCCAUUUACACAUGUGAUGAUACAUUUGAAAGAUUACUAGAAGUAGCGGGAGAUGAUUACUGGGAAAGAUCAUCAGAAUUGAUCUUGUAUGUCUUCCAAAUGACGCUUAAGUUGAUAGACGAGCCAAUGAUUCCAUUCGACUUCAAAUAUUUUUCUAGCGAACUCUUUCACUUGUUACAGGAUCUGGAACAGAGUGCCGACGGAAUGAACCUUGAUGUUCAGCCACUUGUAGAGUCACUAGAUUUGUGGACGAUCGUUGGAAAGCAUGCUUCAUCCUGGGUAGAGGCUUGGAAUAACAUUGUCAUGGUCGAAAACGAAGGUCUAGAGCCAUCCCUCUUAUCAGUAAAUCGAUGGAGCUGGAAUAAAAAAAUUGGCGAGGUCUUACGUUCUAUGAAGGUGACCGGCAUCCCUCAGCGGCCCUUUUACACAAAUGGUAUUUUUGGACCGACACUAAAAGACCAAACCCCCUAUGACUCCUGGAGUUUUCCUAGCAUUAGAGAUGCCAUAAAGGAUCACGAUCAGGCUUUGGCCCAGAAGGAGAUUGAUCACAUUGCCAGCUUGCUCAAAGAAGGUGCUCAUAUGUUUGUCGAGAGUUCUGAAGUCCGUAAAUGA